This is a messenger RNA of Prorocentrum cordatum, 3767 nucleotides long. The record is from the annotation of a GenBank genome assembly. NCBI's taxonomy places the organism in Eukaryota, Dinophyceae, Prorocentrales, Prorocentraceae.
AGGUGUGGCCACCGCACAAGCAUGGAGUCGCUAGGGGGAGGGGGGUCAGAGGACAUCGGUUUGCAGUGCUGUGCUGACUAACCCGCCCGUUUUGACCGAGAUCGGCGAUUCGCAGGGCAAUGGCAGUGUGCAGAACGAAUUGUGGGCCAGAGCAUUGGGAUUACAUCGCCUCGCUGGUGUACAUUACGAUUGGCUUAUGGCUUUUCCUGGGCGCGAUUGGUAUCUUUUGGCUCUUCCUUGCCAAUACGUCCAGUCUGGACAGGUUCCGUGAGAAGGUUGGUUUGACGCAUGCGAGGAUGUCUGCGAACAGUCUGUUUUGUUUGGUCGACCUCGCGUUGAGCAUGGCUAUAUGCGUGCUAUAUGUACGGAGAACAUACACUCAUUCAUAUGGCACCUUUGAUCUAGUUGUCGAGACUUUGGCAUGCGCGAUGUACCUAUCCGACCUAAUCCCUGACUUUAUCGUCAAGAACCUCACGAGCGCAUCGUCAGGGGUGAAAAUGUUGUGUACGCGAGCGGUACCUGAUUGCAUUAUUGUGGCUUCAAUGCUCUCCACUGCUCUGAUUGAGGUGGACGGGCGCACUACUUGGGCAUCUUGGUCAUUUUUUGCAUCAUGGCGGGCGACGCACGCUUGGAAACGCCUCCUGCACGUGUACAACGUGAAUAUCCAGAUGAAGGAAUGGCAGGUCGCCGAUAGCGUUGUGAGUGCCAUAAGUAUGGUUUUCGCAGCUGCAAUGUUGAUGAUGUCUCUCGAGAACCUGGGGGAUCCUAGCAUGAUGAAGGAUCACGGGCGCAGGGAUUGGAACAUUGUGUCGGCGAUGUAUUUUGUUGUCACCACGAUAUCCACUGUUGGAUAUGGCGACAUGGCUCCGAGAACGGGCAUAGGUCGAAUAGUGGCGAUCGUAGCAAUAUUCGGCGGCAUCGCGAUGGUGUUGCUGGUGACCUCCAAGAUGGUUCAGGUAUUUUCCCAGUCAAGCCACGGCUUGGGAAGUUGGCAGCCAAUGCUCAGAAGUAAGCACAUCAUAGUCACGGGGAACCCGACAACGCAGAUGGUCAAAGAAUUUAUGUCUGAGCUCUUCCAUCCAGAUCACGAUGACGACUCUGAGGACCUCCACCUCGUGUUCCUGCUCCCGAAGGGCAGCGCUACCUUGUCAGAGUUAAUCCGUUUUCUCGAGCUGAAGCGCAACAUCGGUCUCGCCGCCAGUGUGCACCCUCUCGGAGGUAGCGUUCUGAACAGAGCGGACCUCCUGCGAGCAAGUGCCGCGUAUUCAUCGUGCUUCUUCGUUUUGCCCAAUACACGGAACGAAGAUCCCAGAAGGGAAGACACCGAGUCUAUUAUCCGCGCCAUGGCUAUCCAGAAGAGCGUGGCCAACACGCGUAUCAUCCUUGUGCUGAUGAAGGCCGAACACAGGCAGAUGGUGCUCGAUGCUGGCAUGGCCGUCAGUCAGGAUCCCAGCUCACCGUUUGCAGGUUUGACCAUCCUCGCAGUCGACGAGUUCAAGAUGGAGGUGAUUGGAAAGACGUGCGCCAUUCCAGGCUUUUCCACUUUCAUGAGCAAUCUCUGCACCUCAGUGACGGUGUCAGACGAGGACAAAGAGUUGGGUCGCGGAGCGAGGCCAAAAUGGCAGCAGGAGUACGAGUCUGGUCUCGGCAUGGAGCUGUACGAGGUGGAGCUGAGUUUGCUCUACGCUUCGCGUCAGGCCGUGUUCAUCGAAGUCGUAGUGGAUGUCUUGGAGCAGACAGGCGGCACCGUAUACUUGAUAGGGCUGGUGGAGCAAACGCUAAACGGGAAGCGGGUGCUCAUUAACCCUGGCCCAAAUUACAAAAUCCGGCCACCUUCAGAGCAUGUGGAGACUUCGGGCAUAUUCAUGGCACCUAAUCGCGAGGCGGUGCUGCAGUGUGAGGGUGGCAUGGUCUUCCUCGGGCGCCGUGAGCGUGCCCUGCGGGACCAGCGCGUAGCCAAGGCGGUGGCGAAGCAGCCCGGCUGGAGCCAUUUGGCCGAGGACGAGGUCGGGGGCCUCGCCAUUCCUGGCGUCCCUGCGGGGAUGGCGGAGAAGGCACGGAAGGUCAUCGAGAUGGUCCACAAGCACCGGCGGGCCAAGGUGGCGAAGAGGCCUCCGAUGAAGAUGCUCGGCAGCGGAGGUCACGUCCUCGUCCUCUGCCUCGGGGGCAGCGUCGACAGCCAGGGGAUGCAGGUCGGUCUGGGGCACUUGGUGAAGCCCCUGAGGCGGCACCUCGAGUUCCUGGGGGGCAACCUCAAGCCGAUCGUCAUCAUGGCGGCUGCCACCCCCCUGGACUGGCCUGCAGUUGAGGACACGCCAGGGGUGUACUUUCUGCAGGGGGACCCGAUGGUGCAGUUUGACCUGGAGCGCACCAGCUUCCGCGACGCCGCCGCCAUCGUCGUCUGCCAGGUGGGCACCUCCGGUGCAUCCACAGCCACCAAGGAGCCCUGGACCGUCGACUCCUCGGUCAUCUCUUGCGUCCGGGCGGUGGAGUCGCAGCUGAACUUCGACAGGAGGGGCGUCGUCGUGGUCAUCGCGGCACUUUACUGCGACACGAACCACUUCCUCGUGCCGCGAGCGCUGCAGGAGAAGAGCGCGCGGAAGAAGAAGCGGCAGGAAGGGAUGAGCGUCUUCGCCGCCAUGAAAGACUUCAGGGGUAGGCAGGUUGGUUUCAAGAUGGGUCAAGAUGGGUCAAAGAAGGAGGAGUCCGAGAUUGCUGGGCCCGAUGUGCCAUACUACCGCACGGCACGGUACGCGCGUGGCCAAUUGUUUGUUGACACCACGUUGACCUCGCUGGCGGUCAACACCUUCUAUAAUCCCUCUCUGUGCGAAUUGGUCAGCGCCAUGAUAUCGGCGCCCAUGUCCCGGUGGCAAGUCUCUACAGAGUGGGUGACCAAGUCUUUCUUCGAGCUCUUCGAUCACCUCCUGUGGGUGGAGCAGCUCCUGGCGGUGGCCCUCUUCCGCGAGCAGGGCGGCGUGCCCUACCUCUUCACCGCACCCCCGGGCAAGGAGACGACGAUCCUGACGGGGGACCUCGUCGUCUGCUUCGGCUGCACGCCGCCCGCGGGCCCGGCGCCCGACGGGGCCCGGGAGCAGCCCAAGGCCGGCGGGCCCGCGGCCGCGGGCGGACCCGCGCCGGGCGGGCCCGCGCCGGGCGCCCAGCACGGCGGGCAGCCCGGGCACGGGGCGCUGGCGGGCCCGAAGCUCGAGCCGGGCGCGCCGCGCGCCAAGCGCCCGAGCCAGGUGGGCCCCGGGGGCCAGCCGAGCCCGCAAGGGGGCGCCUUCAAGUAGAAGCCGUUGCGGCCUCGAGUAUGCAGCCUCGGCCAGGCGAGCGGGGAGGAGGGCGUGAGUACCAGUGUGCGCUGAGCUGUGCAGCUGGUGCUGGUGCUGUCAGCCCCCCCCCUGCCAAGACAUCCGACGAAACGACUUGUUCGACCCGCGGCCCCAAACUAUAUUCUCAUCCAUGGGGGGUAAGGCGGCCAGUGGGACGCAGUCCACGCUAGUGGGGAUAGGGAUCGUUUAAACCAUGUAGUUGAGAGUUUCUCCUCUUCCUCCGUUUACUCCUGUUGCUGCUACGGCCCUCGAUGAAUUCGACGCUCGGUUUCCUGCGUUACGUUUCACACCUGUUCUAGCCCCGCCUGUCCAUUGCUGACCCUGUGUUGCGAAGCUGCUGCCGUGGGGAAAAGACUUCCGUCCAGGUUGCCAUGCUCGUUGGGCACUGAACUCAUCAUGUGCGCAGGCGGCCCGCUCCCGAUCAUCCCAACCGAU